Messenger RNA from Bursaphelenchus xylophilus (pine wood nematode), 674 nucleotides. The record is from the annotation of a GenBank genome assembly. NCBI's taxonomy places the organism in Eukaryota, Metazoa, Nematoda, Chromadorea, Rhabditida, Aphelenchoididae.
AUGGCCCUUAAAAGCCGAGGGCCCAGCUAUUACGCUCAUUACACUAAUCGAUUUGGAGAAAUGAAGGGGAUGACUGGUAUGGCCUUGUUUCUGUGCCUUCUGAUGGCGUGUAGCGUUUCCGGUGAGUUGACCGUAUUCUCGGAUUUAAUCUUCAUUGAGUUUGUAGUGUAAUUGGAGCAAAACGGUUGGACUUUUUUGAAAGAAUAGUCUUUUACUAACUUUUAUGGCAAAAAAGACGUUUUCGAGUGGUGAUGGCUAAAUUAAUAUAAAUUUUGAUUCAAAUUCAGCACAGAUCUUACUAGGCAUAUAAGGGUCUAUUAAAGAGAUAAUAAAAAGUUAAGUCCAGGGAAAACACUUACUUUCACAGCUAUUUCGUACCAGAAAUUUCCAUUUUCUGUAUGAAUCAAGUACUUUUCUCAGCUAAUCGAACACUGAAUGGAAGUGACCCGAACGCACCUGCAGCACCUGUCAAUGGAUCAAACUCAAAUCUGCCCGCAUCAAAUGAUAGUCGAUCGGACGCAGAGUCACAAUCCUCUCCAAAUAAUACGUCUGGCCAAGCCGUCAUACCGUCUUCUUCACCAAGAAGUGCAGAUGCGCAGACCGAGCCCUCAGCUUCUGCAACCACAUUGAUCAACCUUGGCCUUGUUUUGACUGUUUUCUCCAUUUACCUUUAA